CUGUGGCCUAAUUCUCAACCCUCGUCCUCAGUGUCGUUUGAACUCCUGGUAUCCAUGGAGACUACGCGCAGUAAAGCCACUGCCAGCUUCAAACGGCCUUGAUACUGCGAACCAAACAUCUGUUUCCGCUUUUCACCAUUAGCCAAAGCCGGAGUGUUCAAAAUGCCUCCCGGGCUCCUAAGGUCAAAUUCCUGUGUGGAUAUUGACUUUACCCUACGGAGAAAAUUCAAGAAAACUGGAUUCCGGUGAGUCAAGCUCAGAAAUGUAAACGGAGACUCGUUGCUGACUUGGACGUCUUCCAGGCCUAUGCAACGAGAGGUGAUUGUUGCUGCGCUAGAUGGGAAUGAUGUUUUCGUCCAGGCUGCCACAAGUUUUGGCAAGAGCUUAUGUUUUCAACUCCCAGCUGUCAUAGACCAUGGAAGUAAGUGUGUUCUACAUUUGCGCUUUGUCUCUUUGAUCUGACACAUAUCAGUUACCAUUGUCGUCUCUCCACUACUGUCAUUGAUGGUAAGCAAGAGACAUCCAGAUUUCAAAGAAGAAGCUAAUAUUCUUCUAGACAGAUCAAGUGACCGCUCUAAGAGCAGCUGAUAUUGAGGCUGGCUCAAUAAAUCGCAACACCCCUCACGAUGAAAGAAAACGCCUUAUGCGAGAUCUGGAAACGGGUCACCCCCUAACGCGACUUCUUUACGUUACACCAGAGCAAUGUGCCACUGAUUCAUUUCGAAAGAAGCUAAGGAUCGUCUAUGAACAGCGAGAGCUUGCUCGCAUUGCUGUUGAUGAAGCUCAUUGUAUUUCAGAAUGGGGUCACGAUUUCAGGCCAUCUUUCAAGCAACUAAAAUGGUUUCGUGAAACUAUGCCUGAUGUUCCUAUCAUUUGUCUCACUGCCACAGCAACCCCACAAGUACGUCAAGAUGUAAUCAAUACACUUGGUCUUUCAGAAGACAAGCUCAAAGUUUUUACAAUGAGCACCAGCCGCCAGAACUUACAUUACGAAGUGAGAUUCAAAUCUGAUCAAGAGGAUCACUAUAAUGAUUUUCUCAAGUGGCUGAGAGUAGUUCACAAACGCCGAUCAGAGAAUAUGGAACGUCGAGCUGAGCUUGAGCAAAACGAUGAAAGGCUGGAUAACUUUUCUGGCAUCAUCUAUACUCUUUUUAGAGCGGAUUGUGAAGCUUUGGCUGCGCGGCUCCGCGGAGAUGGGAUAGGAGCAAAGCCCUAUCAUGCAGGCCUCCACAAUGAUGAGAAGAAUGAGAUUUUAGAGCGUUGGGUUAACAACGUCAAAGGAUACGAUGUCGUUGUAGCAACUACAGCCUUUGGAAUGGGUAUUGACAAGGAGAAUGUUCGCUUCGUGGCGCAUUGGCAACUCCCAAAAUCUUUUGAAGGCUUCUAUCAAGAAGCUGGAAGAGCAGGACGGGAUGGAAAAGCCAGCAUAUGCAUCAUGUACUACAGUAGAGAGGACCGGGAUCGCGCAUACAAUAGGCUCAGCAAAGACAGAGAAACCUCCAAUCUGGAGGCCAGACUGAAUAGUCUUCAAGCUCUGGUAAAAUACUGCGAGAGCACCGACACCUGCCGCCACAAGCUCAUCUGCAGCUACUUUGGAGAGACGAUAACUCCAGAGUGUGAUUAUGCUUGCGACUGGCACAAAGAUUCAAGGGCUCUUAGAAGAGCGAAAGAAAUGGGAUUGCAGACGGAGGAGUGGGUUAGCACACAAAGAGAGCAGGGACGUUUUGAUAAUUCGUAUGAUGGAUAUGAUUGAACUUCAUUGACAUUGGCUUUAAGGGUAUUUGCUCUCACAGAUGCUUCAUCUUUCAUUGCAAAGCAACUGAGGGAUAAAUAGACAUGAAGCCUUUGCUGUAUCAAAGAUAAUACCCAUCUCUUUGUGGGUGGAGCAUGAUGGUGUACCACUGGAUUUUUGCUAUGGACCUCUGGCUUCCAAACCUAUAUAUUGGGCCUAUUGCCGCUCUCAGAUCAGCAUCAAUCAGAUUCCAAUCAUUCCACCAGCACAAUCUACAGUGGAAACUCUUCAAUCGAACGCAACACACAUCAAAUCCAACAAUGGAAGACGAAAAUCCAAAUCAUUUUCCCAUUCGUGUCAACGCCACGGGAAGCGGUGGCACCAUCAAAGAGCUCAUGUUCAUAGAUUUCGAUUGGACUGAAGUGAAUCGGUCUUACCAGAGUCUGAAAAAUGCGGUCGAAGCCUUUCUCAGAUCCACCAACGGGACAACGGCGUUCCGUGCAGAAAACAGAGUUACCCAAAUGAAGGCCGUCUGGAACACGAACUCCGGCAAUGAUUGGGGCACACAGGCAAUCUAAAUGUGACUCCGAUUACUGGAACGAAUUGUCGCACUGUCCUCAGGGCACUUUCGAAGGUACCUGUCAACACAGUCGCUUUGGACGUUGAGUUCCGCCACAUGAAUCAGGUCAACCAGGCCUAAGAGGAUGAGGCACCCAUUUCGUCGACUCGGAUCUCGGAACUCAUUCGACACUCUGCCUGGAACUGGGACGGAUCGUCGGAUGUGGAUGGGAUGGUGUCUUGUGAAGGGAAAUUUCAUGGAAUGUUCAAGGGU
Hymenoscyphus albidus is the source of this 2564-nucleotide messenger RNA. The record is from the annotation of a GenBank genome assembly. Lineage: Eukaryota; Fungi; Ascomycota; Leotiomycetes; Helotiales; Helotiaceae.